Messenger RNA from Hylaeus volcanicus, 6867 nucleotides. RefSeq names its product TATA box-binding protein-like 1 (gene Trf2). Gene Ontology annotation, molecular function: general transcription initiation factor activity; DNA binding. The record is from RefSeq and is a predicted model, not a curated record. NCBI's taxonomy places the organism in Eukaryota, Metazoa, Arthropoda, Insecta, Hymenoptera, Colletidae. Gene Ontology annotation, biological process: DNA-templated transcription initiation. The transcript has 5 exons. Bases 356 to 1225 code for a protein of 289 amino acids.
CAUUAGUAAUUUUAUUUUUAUAUUUACAAAUAAAGGAGUUAUAACAAUGUAAAAUCAUUAAAUUUGAUAUUAAUGAGAGUUAUAAUAAGAGAAAAUGUACGUAAGACGCGUGAUCGAGAAAAUUAAAAAGAAAAAAAUUCAAAAAUUUCGCGUACGUAUUUCAUCUAUGAGUAUUCCCGUUUAUGUAUCAUUGUCGCGUCCGUGACUCGGAUUAGUAGCCAGUCUAGUGAAGAUGGCUGAAAACAAUGGCAAUGGUUAUUGAGCUAACUUUGCGUUCUCCUGAUACUUGUCAACAAAGAAGUUAUCAUUAAUUAAAAAGUAACUGAAGCAUUCAUCAUAGUCACACGUAUAUAUUAUGGCAACUGCUAUUCAAAAGAAUGGCAUGAAACCUUUAACAAACACAAUAAAUCAUGUAGAGGAUGUAAAUAAUUUAAACAAUACGGGCAUAUGUAAAGAAGAGAAAGAUGAAAGACUGUUCGAUGGGCAAAUCCAAUCUUAUGUGGACCCUCCUGAACAGGAGCCUCGCGAGCUGGAUAUUGUUAUUAAUAACGUAGUUUGCAGCUUCAGCGUUAGGUGUCACUUAAAUUUACGAGAAAUUGCGCUUAAUGGAUCUAAUGUGGAAUAUAGGAGGGAGAAUGGGAUGAUAACAAUGAAAUUGAGGAGACCUUAUACUACUGCUUCUAUAUGGUCUUCUGGUAAAGUAACAUGUACUGGUGCAACUAGUGAAGUUCAAGCAAAGAUCGCAGCUCGCCGAUUUGCUCGUUCACUUCAGAAACUCGGAUUCAAAGUGCGAUUUAAUAAUUAUAGAGUGGUCAAUGUAUUAGGUACAUGUUGUAUGCCAUUCGCCAUCAAGAUAACGUCAUUUUCUGUCUAUCACAAAGAAAAUGCAGAUUACGAGCCAGAAUUACAUCCUGGUGUUACAUACAAGUUAAAAGAACCAAAAGCCACAUUGAAGAUAUUUUCUACAGGCAGUGUUACUGUAACUGCUCCUAAUGUUGCUGCUGUCCAAGCAGCAAUUGAAUACAUUUAUCCACUAGUCUAUGAGUUUCGAAAAGAGAGAACAGCAGAAGAUGAACUUGCCUUGACAACAAAAAAGCGUAGAUUGGGGAUAAGUAAAAGAAACAAUGAAGAGUUCCUAAAUGACUCAGAUUAUGUAUACGAAGCCAUGUUUUCUGAUGAAGAAGAUGAAGGUGAAGGGGGUGAGAGUGAUGCCAGUUGGGACUGAUCUGUUUACUUUGCUACUCUUCUGUUAAUUGUGAAACUGUUAUAUCUUGUUCUUUGAAAAAUAGAUAUGCACUGCUCUGUGUACAAAAGUGUUAUCAUAAAGAGUGAAGUGAAGCAUUCGUUUUCUAGUAGUGAAAAGACAAUGUGUGAGUGCCAGAGACAAAUAUGCACGUAUGCGUGUUUUAAUUAUGGUUACAUUAAUAACAAAUCAAACUGAAUUCCAGCAUCAAACAAUAUUGUCAUAAUUUACUUUCAUCAAUAAUAUACAUAUGUACAUAGAUGCAUACACGUAUAUACAUCUAUGUAUGCAUCUAUGUACAUAUAAGUAUUGAACAUAAAAACAAUGUUGUACACAUAAUCGUUUUGUUUUAGUGAACAAUUUUUCAAUGUUCAUUUAAAAUUUAUCAGGUUUUUUUUGUUUUUGUUUUUGAGAAAAUUCAGUACAUUUAAGUGAUUAGAAACGGUUCUAAGAAAGGCUUGUUUGUAAGUAUACUCCUCUACAUUUAGGUAACGAAAUAAUACAUGCUUCUUAAGUUUUUAAUUAUCUAUAAUCAACUGAUUAUGUACUGAAGUAUUGUGGCGGUAAUCAAACGCAUGUAUAUUUUACUGUUCUCUGUUCUACUUCUUUCUACUCAUAGAUGUAAUCUAAUUUUUGCUUAAUUAACAUACUGUGCCAAAGAUGGAUGUUCAAAAUUUGAGGCAAAGUGAUCAAAGUGACAUCUAAGAAGCUGCAAAUUUUGUUCAUUAUAAUAAUUAGCUUUUUUUAUUGCAAUGACACGUUUCAAUGAAUAUGAAAAUAUUUUACAAUAAUUUUUUUUUUUAAGUUUCUAUAUAAAUACAGAAAAGUCAUACACAAUUCGAUACAUUAAUUCUAAAAUUACUUGCAACUCCAUGGAAUACAUUUAAAACCAUUGUGCUAACAACAGCCUAUCUUCGAUUGAAUGAAUUAAAGAAAUUAAUCUUAAAUAAUUUAAGAAUAGGAGAAGUUUUGUUUUCUAAAAAAACAUAGUUUCAUACUUUAUGUUCUUUUCAUAUAAUGAUACAUACCUUUUUGUAUUAUUAAAUAUUUUUAUUCAGGCGAUUGUGGGCUGGUUUUAGGAAGUACGAUAGAAAAUAUAUAAAAUUAAUAUCAAAUUUAAUUAUUAAUUAAUUAAGCGAAAAUUUCGCAGGUCUAAUUACUGUUUUCUAGAAUUUGGGUUUAUUAUGUGUCAUUGUAUUUAUAGACCAGUUUUAAAAACAAAUUCUAGUUCAGUAUAACUUGUCGAUUCAAUCUCUCUUUUUGGUUAUUCAAAAAAAGAACUUGAAAAUGACUCACAAAUUUUGAUUAGACAAUAUAUUUCAUUUUAUUUUCUGGGAGUUGCGACAUAAAUAUAAAGAAUACAAUAGAUUACAAUAACAUAUUACUUACCAUUUCCUAUAUUACUCAUUUACAUAUAAGAUCUAAUUAUUUAUUUGUCACUUGCAGUAUCCUCAUGACGAUAAGUGCAUUUGAAUCAUGUCAUUUUCGUCACCGUUAUACAUCAUAGUUCGAGGAACAAUAAAUACUAUAAUAUACGUUUUCUGCUGUUACUGAAUUAUCAAAGUAUUCAGUGAUUAAAAUUUAAUAUGUCUUAAACACGAGAAGCUUGACUGACAUGGCUAUUUUUAAGUUUUGUUCGAUAAUAAAGAUUGCGAGUAUAUACAAAAAAGAAGGAAAAUUUGAUACAAACGGCAUAAUGUAAGAAAGAAACGUUCUUCGACUAUUUUUUAAUUAUUUAAGUACAGUAGUAUGGACUUACAUAAGACAUACUUGUAAAUAAAACAAGUUCACCAGAUGCACUGGUAUGCAAUUAGUUGUAUACUUCUUAAAGAUUACUAAACAAAAUGCGUACUUUGUAAUUGUUACUACUCAUAUACACUAUUUAUGGUCCCUGACGUAUCACAAGUAUGCGUGUGUGAAGAAAUAUUGGCAAUACUUCUUGAUAUCAUAUAAUAAAGAUUAAUCUGUACCUCGUGCCAUACAAAAUACUAUUCGUACGCUAAGCUUAGUUAAAUUUUCAUAAUUUCAUAUGAUUUACUGUAUAUGCUAAACAAGUUUUUUAUAAAGAAGCUAUAGUCACUGCCCUUCGCGUAUUCAAUACCGAAAUUGAAAAGACUUGAGCUUGAUUAAGAACGUGACAUUGAGUAACAGAAUGCUUUAAUUAAUUUUAUAUUGUUCAGGUAUUAUAUACAUUGAAUGUAAUCGUAAACAUGAAAAUUAUGUUACUUUAAAGAUUGGAAUAAUGUCAGAAUCACUGUGUAAUCAUUUAUAAUAUUACUGGGUUUUAUUAACCUUGAUUUACUCGUAAUCAUUCUUUUAAUAGAGUUUACAACAGGACGACAUAUAAAAUAUAAUAUUCUUUGUAAUUAUUUUAUACAGAUAAAAAUUUAAAAUGGAAUGUUAUUAGUUUCAAGUUUUGCAGAAAAUCACACGAAUAAAAUAACAAAUUAUUUGGCCCUAUUAUUUAAAAUUAUUAUGGAUUCUUCUUUAUUAUGCAUUAACGUUAUUUUAUUGCCCUUUAUAUUAUAUCUACACUUUAGGUACUGUCAAAUAUAUUUUUGAACUUGGCAAGUUAAAUGAUCUGGAUUCUUUCAUUGCUUACAAAUAUAUUUAAAAGUUACAAUUACGAUUUGAUUAAACAGAAUUGAAUUUUGGAGUAUGAGUUGCACUUAUUAAAAGUGAGUAUGCUUAAUAUGAUUACAUGACACUAUAUUUAAUUACAUUUAUAAUAGUACAAAGUAUAAAAGUAUAUUUUUUUCUGUUUAUUUAAAAGACCACAAGAAAUACAUUUUUUAAUGUAAACUUUAUUAGAAAAAGUAAUUUAAGAAAACAUAUUUGUUUUAUAGUUAAACGAUUUUUACUAGAGGAUACAAUGGUUUUCGGCAUAUUCCAUUUUGGAAAUUUGGCAUUACAAUUAAUAAAAUUAUUUAAAACAAGAUUCCACAAGACUUUGUGCUUUCAAAAAAAAAAAAAAUCUUUAUAUUUUUCUUUAUUAAGUUACUAUGUCACGAAAACUAAACAUUGUGAUAAUAAUUUACAAUGGUAUGAAUUAUUUUUUUAAGUACUAUCAAUGUACGAUUGUAUGCAUGAAGUACAGAAAUAUUUAUCUUAUAUAUGGAAUAAAGGCUAAUAUAACCACGAUUAGAAAUCAUAUCAUUUUCAGAUAAAAACCUUCGAAUGAAAUGUAUCUUCUUUAGUAUCUUUCGAAAAAACACAAAUAUUUCUAUAUAUAUUUCUUUACACGUUUUCCUUUUAUCAUGACUGCCAGUUUUACUACUUGCCUCGAAUGUAACUAUUAAUACUAAAAACGAAAAUCGCUAUACUAAUAAGUAUACUAUGGUUUCUUGUAAUACUGCACAUUAUUAACAUAUUAAUUGUGUAGGGCAUAUUUUAUUCAAAUGUUACAUAUUGAUAGUCUGAGGAAGAACUAUCGAUAAAUUUGUAUUCAAAUUCAACUUAGUGUCAACAUGGAACUGCAGUGAUCUUAGUAGUAUUAUACAUAAUUUAGACUAAGUUUGAAAUAAAACGUUGUUUAUUAUGUUUGUAUGACUGUCAAUCAUAGAUUAUGACUAAUGCUAUCUAUUUAAUACAUUUUUUUUUUUCUAUAAUCUAAUUGAGAUGAACUUAUUAGUUUCAAUUCGAACUCAUGACAAUAAAAUACUACCAUUACAGUUUAUUAAUAUAACAUCAUACGACUAUAAGAUGGAUUUCUUUUUAACAACAAUCUAUAACGUAUCCCGUUGUCUUUAUGAAUAAAUGUUAGUCCUUAUAUCUGAGGUAAUAGGUGCAACAUAAGCAUUAAAUAAUAAUACUACAAAUGUUUCUAUUUCUACUGAUCUUUACGUGUAUUUUUAAUGUUUCUUUAUACAUGCUUGCAAUUAUUUUUAAUUAAUAAAAUCAAUUUUGUGUUGCGCGCGUGCUAUCUACUUUGAAUGAAUUGCUAUAAGAAAUAUACUAUAAUUGACUAUACUACAACAAAGAAACAAAAAUGUUUUGGAUUGUUAACAAAAUAAUGUACAUUUUUAUCAAAUUCAUUAAAUUUCAUGUCUCUAAAUAGAAUUUCACAUUCCAGGCUUUUUAAUACUAUUACUUUCUAGUCUGAAAACUUGCGUACACCAAAGACAGUUUAUAAAAGCAUGUUACAAUUUAAAAUAGUAUAGAUAACAUGAAUACAUUGCUCAAGAUUGAUUAAAUUUUACAACACUAUCCAGUACAAUGGUUGUAAAGUUAUUCAUGAAAAUGUGUAAUUUAGAUUUCUUCAAGAUUAAAAUUAGACUUGUAUGCAACGCAUAAAAUUAAAUUCAUUUGAAGCUUUGGUAGAGGUGAACAUUCUCUGUCAAUUCUUCUAUGUACUCUAUAGCCACAAUAUCUAUAAAUGAAUGAUCAACAUCAAAUAAAGUAUGAUUUUCUAGCGUAACACUUCAUUGGUAGCCACAUUCUUAUGUAUAUAAGGUAAUUAGGCAUACUCUUACAUCUGUACAAAAGCAUAGUCUGCAAUGUAAUAUGAAAAAUCCUUAGGUGUUACAAAUGUUACAAUCAGAUGCAAACUUUUGUAAACACAAACGACUUACUGAAAUUAGAGACAAAUUAUAUGUUAUGAUUGGCUUGACAAACAAAAGAUGAAUUGUUAAUAAAAGUAUUAAUUUCCUAAUAUUAAUAAUGUGCACCUAAAGGCUUUUUCAAUAACAAGUCGUUUCUUAUUAAUAUAAUAAUAGAUACCAUUGCAUAGUUGCAUCAAUUUGUAGUAAAUGAAAAAAAAAUGUAGAAAAAUAUACUAAUGUGGUAUUAUAUCAAUUAAAUAAUGAUAAUGCAUUGUUUACAAUAUUUGCAGGAGAUCCUGUUACAUUAGUUUUAUAAAUUUCAUUCAUCAUAAUUGCGUAUCUGGAAGAUAAUGUACUCAUUCAUUUGAUUCACAGUUUUACUGAAUUGUUGAAUUAUAUAUGUAAUUAAAUUAUAAAAUACACAAGUCAAACGUGUAUGCUGUGUGAAAGACAACUUCUUAGCAAACUGUAGCUCACUUACAAAUUUUGUUUUGUACAAUUUUCAGAACACAUUGUAUUAUUUUAUUUAUAAGUAUUUCAUUUACCAUUAUUCCUUUGAUAUACUACUAGUAGUAAUAACAAUAUAUUAUUUAUAUAUGAAAUGUUUUGCAGCUAUAUUAUUUUGAAGUACAGUAAUUAUAAGAUAUGCUUAGUAUUUAGAAAAUAUUGCAUUAAUAGUGUGGCUCUUCUAAACGCAAUGUGUAUUUAUGUACUUUUGAUGGAACAUUAUAAAAUUUAAAUUCCAGAGAUGUUCACACUUACUAUAUUGAAAAAAAAACGUACACUAUAUUAUAGUAUCGAAUCACUAUUUUUAAGGGAUAUAAAUGAACACGAGAAAGCAAUUUGGUCACUUACAAUCUACUGCAAUGUGUCCAACAAAUUAAAAUACUAAUGCAUGACGUUAUUAAGAUGAACUGAAAAAUAUGUAAAAAAAAGUACAUAGUUUGUAAGGUAUAAGCCCAAGGCAUUCAUAAUAAUUUAUAUGUAACUUUUCGUUAGGUAAAUAUGUAUUAAAGACUGUUAAAUGAAGCUGUAAAUGGAAAUUUGUAUGUAAAUCAGAGAAAAUAAAAUUUUUAAACAAUU